Molecule: messenger RNA, 916 nt
Organism: Etheostoma spectabile (orangethroat darter)
Lineage: Eukaryota; Metazoa; Chordata; Actinopteri; Perciformes; Percidae
Gene: commd3
Product: COMM domain containing 3
Exons: 8
Coding region: 133-738 (201 amino acids)
Biological process (GO): sodium ion transport
Source: RefSeq, a predicted model, not a curated record
CAUCACAUUUGCCAGCCAGCUCUGGGUGUAAUGCCUCAGAGCUCUCCUCAGCUCUCAGCGCUCUGCUGCUCCGCACGCUGCAUCAGCUGAUCAGUCACGUGCUCUGGAAGUCGCGAGUCACCCUUUUGCAAAAUGGAGUUGUCUGAGUCUGUGCAGAGGGGGCUGCAAUCUCUAGCCGAGCCGUCCGCCUUCGACCAGAGCAGCUACAGGGUAUUGGUGGACGUGUCCUUCCGGAGCCUGCUGUCCGCUGAAGCCGAGCCCGGAGUCCUCGAUCAGCCCGAGCUGAAGCACGUCGACCAGAUACUGCUGAAACAGAGUCACACCGCAGCGACCACCUUCAUACUGGAGGCAGUCAAGCACAACGCGGACAGGUCAGCGAUAAGCUCCUGCCUUGAAGAACUUGCAUUCAGUGCAGAGAGAAUAGAAAUAUUCUAUAGCACACACCAGAAACAUAAAAAGGAGCUGGAGCGUCUGUUAGCAAGUCUUGUCUGUCCCAUCUCCUCUAGCAUAGGAAGGUGUCCACCUCGGAUUAACGACGCGUCGUGGCGUCUACAAUACCACGUGAAGAACGAUCAGGUUGACAAGGUCAACGAGCCUUUCUAUUUGAUUUCAUUGAACACUGAGAAUGAAGGAUCCGAGGAAGAUAUCAACUUCACCUGCACAGUGGAGCAGCUACAGGACUUGGUGGGAAAGCUCAAAGACGCUGCGAAGAGUGUGGAGAAAGCCAGUCAGAUGUGAUGCCGGGGUCCAGUCUCCUCGCCCUCUCUGCACCGCAAAGCACUGAACUCCAGCGGCAUUGCUCAUCUCUUCAGAGCUUCUUUUUUUGUACCUGAGAUUGAAAGACGUGUAUGCAUGUGAGACAAUUAUCAUUCCAACGUGUGCGUUUCAAUUAAAACAGAAAAAAAAAAAAAAAAUC